Urocitellus parryii (Arctic ground squirrel) is the source of this 1691-nucleotide messenger RNA. The record is from RefSeq and is a predicted model, not a curated record. NCBI's taxonomy places the organism in Eukaryota, Metazoa, Chordata, Mammalia, Rodentia, Sciuridae.
AUGGGUUCACAGGUUGCAACAGAUUCUCUGGGUGACUGGUUACAAAUCCAGAUUCCUAGGACUGCCAACCCCCUCUUCUGGUUGUCUGACAGUCAGUUUUGCAAAGUGGUUGAGGACACUGCAGAUUAUGUGGAAUGUGCCUGUUCACACAUGUCUCUGUAUGCUGCCUACACCCAGAAUGACAACUUGUCUUCAUACAACGAAGCCUUUUUCUCUUCCGGAUUUAUAUGUAUAUCAGGUCUUUGCUUGGCGGUUCUUUCCCACAUCUUCUGUGCCAGGUACUCCAUGUUUGCAGCUAAACUUCUGACUCACAUGAUGGCAGCCAGCUUAGGUACACAGAUUGUGUUCCUGGUAUCUGCAUAUGUAAGUCCCCAACUCACUGAGGACAGCUGUUCAGCCAUGGCUGCCAUCACACAUUACCUGUAUCUUUGCCAAUUUAGCUGGAUGCUCAUUCAGUCUGUGAAUUUCUGGUACGUGCUUGUGAUGAAUGACGAACACACAGAGAGGAGGUAUCUGCUGUUUUUCCUUCUGAGUUGGGGCCUUCCAUCUUUUGUGGUGAUUCUCCUCAUAAUUAUUUUGAAGGGUGUCUAUCAUCAGAGCAUGGCACAGAUCUACGGACUCAUUCACGGUGACCUAUGUUUCAUUCCAAACAUCUACGCAGCCCUGUUUACCGCGGCCCUUGUUCCUUUGAUGUGCCUGGUGGUGGUGUUCGUGGUGUUCAUCCACGCCUACCAGGUGAAGCCACAGUGGAAAGCCUACGACGAUGUAUUCAGAGGGAGAACCAACGCUGCAGAAAUUCCACUGAUUUUAUAUCUCUUUGCCCUGAUUUCUAUGGCAUGGCUCUGGGGAGGACUGCACAUGGCCUACAGACAGUUCUGGAUGUUGGUUCUCUUUGUCAUUUUCAAUAGUCUGCAGGGACUUUAUGUUUUUGUGGUCUAUUUCAUUCUACACAACCAAAUGUGUUGCCCUAUGAAGGCCAGCUAUACCGUGGAAAUGAAUGGCCACCCAGGACCCAGCACAGCCUUCUUCACCCCAGGGAGUGGAAUGCCUCCUGCUGGGGGUGAAAUCAGCAAGUCCACCCAGAAUCUUAUCAGUGCUAUGGAAGAGGUGCCACCUGACUGGGAGAGAGCGUCCUUCCAACAAGCCAGUCAGGCCAGCCCUGAUUUGAAGACAAGUCCACAAAAUGGAGCUACAUUUCCUACUGCAGGAUAUGGCCAGGGGUCKUUGAUAGCGGAUGAAGAGUCACAGGAGUUUGAUGACUUGAUAUUUGCAUUAAAAACUGGUGCUGGUCUCAGUAUCAGUGAUAAUGAAUCUGGUCAAGGCAGCCAGGAGGGAGGCACCUUGACUGACUCCCAGAUUGUAGAACUCAGGAGGAUACCCAUCGCCGACACCCACCUCUAAGGCCUCACUAACUGUUCAAAUGAGGAUACUUUCACAUUUGUCUUGGUUUUGUACUAAGCCUCUAAGUACAUGCAGCUGUGAAAUAGGAAUCCAUGAGUUGUACUGAUUAACACAGAAGUGAUUGUUAUAUUUGGAAUAUAAAUGACUUAUAUGUCUGCAACCUGAAAAUACACUGCUAUAUAAAUACCCAUUUAAAUAGGUUAAUAGGAUAUACAUAUUACAAGAAUAUUAGUUGACUUUUAAUCAUUUUACUUGGCUAACAUUGUUUAAUGGAAGUAAUAACCAAUAAA